UCAUCAUCCUUCCUAUUCAUCUUCUGAAACCGAAACUCGAAACCCUAAAGAAGGGAAAAAAAAAAAAAAGAGAGAGAGAGAGAGAACUGUAAGAGAGACAUGAGAGGGUGCGAGUUGUGUGGUGGCGCUGCGAGAAUGUAUUGCGAAUCUGAUCAAGCUAGCUUGUGUUGGGACUGCGAUGAGAAGGUUCACUGUGCUAAUUUUCUUGUGGCCAAGCAUUGCAGAAACCUUCUUUGCCAAGUUUGUCAAUCUCCGACGCCGUGGAAAGCCUCUGGUCCUAAGCUUGGGCCCACCGUUUCCAUCUGUGAAUCUUGUUUUUCUUUGCACAACGGAAAGAAAGUUGAAGUCGGUCAGGAUCGGGACGAGACCCACGGAAACGAACAGUUAGAUGAAUUGGACGAUAGUAAUAAUUAUGAUUAUGAUGAAGAAGAAGAUGAAGACGAAGAAGAAGACGAAGAAGAAGACGACGAAGAAGACGACGAAGAAGAAGAGGAGGAGGAGGGGGGGGAGGGUGAGGAUGGGGAAAAUCAGGUGGUGCCGUGGUCGGUUAUAUCGCCUUCACCUCCGGUGGCUAGUUCUUCGAGCAGCGAAUAUGAUAUUUCGAGUAGAUAUUCGGGAGCGAGUGCGGCGGCGUUGAAGCGGAUGCGAGAGCAUAGUGCUGAUAUUGACGAUAUUGACUUUGAUAACGAGCAUGGAUGUUCCUCUUGUCAUAUGGGCUGUGGAAGACUAAGCAACGAUGAAGGGGAUUCAAUAGCUUCAUUUAGACCAUCGAAGCAAGCAAGAACAAGCGGUGGAGGUGUAGAUGUUGAAGUAGAAGAUAAUCAUGAUCAUGAUCAUGAUCAUGAUCAUGGUCAAGCAGAGUCAAGAUCAACCGCCAUCAUUGACUCCCUCAGGAGACUCCAAAGUGAAAUGGUAUCCAACAGAGAAAGCGCGUCUGCAACGAUUCUUGGGAUUAGCAGAUUGAGCAGAGAUCACAGCCGUUGAUUUCAAUCCAACUUAACUCCUUCCUUCCGCAUUUGAUAACCAUACAAUUUCAUGAUGAGUUAAUGCCGGUAUUAUUAGUACUUAGUUGCUAUUACUAUAUGCUAAUCCAACUAAUUUUUUUGUUGAUUUUUUCCCUUUUAUUAGUACACUUCCAUCGUGUGUGUAAAUGAUAGUGUGUCUGGUUGAUAUUGGGUGAAUGCGUUCUAGUACAUUUUUAUAAUACUGAAUUUCUUGGUUUA
Manihot esculenta (cassava) is the source of this 1223-nucleotide messenger RNA. Its product is annotated as E3 ubiquitin-protein ligase CIP8. The coding region runs from base 100 to 984 and encodes 294 amino acids. The record is from RefSeq and is a predicted model, not a curated record. The transcript is spliced from 2 exons. Lineage: Eukaryota; Viridiplantae; Streptophyta; Magnoliopsida; Malpighiales; Euphorbiaceae. Gene Ontology annotation, molecular function: zinc ion binding.